GUUGGUGAUAUCUUUAUAAAUUUGAAAACAUCCAUCAGACUCAGCAAUUUUCAACACUCUAACUUGAACCAAAAGAAAGAAAGAAAGAAAAAUGGCUUUUGUGAUUUCAAGAGCUGAAUCAGAGACCAAGAAGGGUGGCCUUGAUCACCAAGAAGACAAGAACCCUGCAAGAGAAGAGAGUGCCAUCUCAAGUGAGCUACACUUGAAAUCGUCCUUGUCGAAAUCCUCAUCACAAACCCUCGACAAAGAAGUAGUCCUACGACGCAUUCGCCAUCAGAAGUCCCUAAACAGAAUCAAAAGUGUUUUUGAGGGUUUUCGGGGCUGCUCAGCUUCAGCCCAAGAACAGAAGUGGCUACAACAGGAUGAUGUUUUUUCUUCACCUUAAAUAUAUGCAAGCCACUGGCACUGUUUUCAGAUAUGAGCAAUAGGCGGCCUAUUGACUUGUUGCUAAAUGGCUUCUAAUGUUUUUUUUUCCAAUUUAUGUAACAUCAUGUAUCAGGUUGACCAUCAUAAAAUAUUGCUUCCAAUUCAAAUUAUAUGUCGUUUAAGGUUUUGCACAA
Molecule: messenger RNA, 560 nt
Organism: Medicago truncatula (barrel medic)
Lineage: Eukaryota; Viridiplantae; Streptophyta; Magnoliopsida; Fabales; Fabaceae
Exons: 1
Coding region: 92-385 (97 amino acids)
Source: RefSeq, a predicted model, not a curated record